This is a messenger RNA of Orbicella faveolata, 4041 nucleotides long. RefSeq lists its product as uncharacterized. Gene Ontology annotation, molecular function: microtubule binding. NCBI's taxonomy places the organism in Eukaryota, Metazoa, Cnidaria, Anthozoa, Scleractinia, Merulinidae. The record is from RefSeq and is a predicted model, not a curated record.
CAUCUUUUCGCGCCAAAUAGAGACUAUGGUUUAUGUGUACCGACGGGGUACUCCCUUAUAUGGGCUAUAAGGGAGACACCUAUCCGCGGCACACACCUAUCCGAAAUUUACGGGACUACUUCUCCGCCCCUCCCCCGACCCCCUCCCGGGGUUUAUAUAUAAUGUAUAGUGUCACCAUGAAAUGUAACUAAGCUAUGACGGAAAUUUCGAGUAUUUCGACCACUCAUGCAUGAGGCUGCCUGUGAAAUAAGACUUAUUAGGACAGCACCAAAGUUCAUAUUUUGGCCUUCCCUCUGUAACGACAGCGCGCUCGCGCCAAAACUUCGAAAUGGCUCCUUGUUGGAUGUUGGUCACAUGACUGAGCAGUGUUUGCUUUGGGGGUUGCUACAGGUGAUGCGAACAAUAACGAGGACAUAAACAACCUUCCGAUUUGUCGUCGUGACCCUCUGAGAGUUAAGAAAACUCAUUGGUAUCACGCGGAAACCAUGGAGAAUGAUUUGUACGAAGACGAAGUUAAUCCAAAUAAUCCCAGCAAAGUUCGCAUCUCUAUAACGAGAGCAUCUUUCUCGGAGGACGAAGGCGAUCUCGAGUCACCUGAAAAAUCCCGACCGCGAGCAGAUUCUGACAGCAGUAUAGACGAGCAAGAAAUGGAGAAACUGAUGCAAGAAGACGAUGAAAAUGAAAAUGAACAGUUGCACAAUGGUGAAGAAAAAUUGAACGGACAUAGUGGCGAUCCUUCGAGCAACGAUGAUGACAACAAUUCAAGAACGGUCGAAGACGAUGAAGUAACUAAAGCUUUCGAAAAUGGCGUGACGAUAAGCGACGCGGCUGAUGAACGCAGUGAAUCAGCAGGAAAAGUUGGCGAUGAACAGAAUGAUUCCUUACAAAGUAAUAACAAAGAAGACUCUUCGGAAUCGUCUCCUACAAAAAGUCCGGCGAUGGAGAUGAUCGGAGAUCGCGUUCUAAUAGAACGUGACGGGAAAUUCGAACUUGUAGAUGUCAGUGAAAUCAAAGCAGAGUAUUAUGACAUGUUGGGAAUAGCGCCCGAAAACAAUGGCGAAAACGCCACGAGCGAAGAAACAGGCAGUGAAACAUCUGAAAAUAGUGUUAAGGAAAUAGCCGAGGAUAAGCCCGAGAAGCGGCCAAGACCGAAAACUACAUCGGUUCACGAACUGCAUCGAAGAAAUGAAAAGAAGAGAACUGCAAAAGGAGUUGAUAGGACUCGAAGUCAAAGCGCGAAAGCUCUUCGACAGAGGAGCGACGAAUAUGCUCAUAUAAAAUCUGAUUAUGCAAUGACUGAACAGCAACUCGAAAUCAGAAGAAAAUGUAAAGAAGCUAAACUUAGAAGACAAAAAGAGGAGCAAGAAAGAGAAAGGGAAGAACAACAAAGAAAGAGAGAAGACGCCGACAGGGCCUUUCAAGCAUGGUUAUAUGCUAAGAUAGAAAUGGCACGUCAGGCCAGGUUGAACCAACCAGACCCAAAUCUAGAAAAACAGGCAAAAGAAGCAAAGGAAAGUGAUGCACAGACAGCUUACAGUGAGUGGCUUGAUACGAAGAGAAAACAAGACAAAGCCCUUCGACAGUUGGAGGAGAGCAGAAGAGCAGAAGAAGCAUCUCAAUACGCAAUCAGAGAUCGCCAAGUCUGUGAUGAAGCUUUCAGAAGGUGGCUUAAGAAAAAGAAACAUGAAGAAGAAUUAAAACUUGCAGCAAAGAAGAAAAAGAAACAGAAACCUAAACUGAAGAGAAAAGAGCAGCCACCACACAACUCACAUAAGAUUCGAUACUAUGAAUACUAUGGCUACAGAAACACUGUGGUACUGUGACAAAUAUUCUCUUGCUGUGGAUAGGAAAUAAAUCAACCAAAAUGAUGACUCAUUGCUCAAACCAUCUCAAAGUCAAGAGUCCAACUGGUAGAACGUCAAGUAUCACUUAAAUUACACAAAUGCAACAUUUACAAUUUUCAGGGUCAGUUAGGGGUGUGUUUAAAAGACAAAAUGAUGAAAUGUCACUAUGGUUAGCCUACCGGUAAAUGGCGCUUUGGUAAGCCUAGUAGCAUCCUGUUAGCCUGAAUAGCGUUCAGGUUAGCCUAAAUAUCACUGACCUGAAGGUGGUUAACUCUCAAUAAUUGCAUGGGUUAACCUUAUCCCACAUUGUUAAGUGCUAUUUUGCCAUUUCAUGUUUUAAACACACCCUCUGUUAGGCAUACUAAAGGAAGAAAACUGAAGUUCUAGUAAAAACUGUGAAAUAUCUCUGGAAGAAAAUACAUGUAACUCUUGUGGUAUUUGAAAGUUUUUCUAAGAAAAAGGGACAUGUUAAGGCAAGUGAUGGGGGAGUUUGGAUAAGAUUUUGUACCAAAGACAAAAUUUCCCUUGAGGGGAUCUAGGGGAAUGCUCCUUCACAGCAACCUGUUACAAACAUUUUCUCAAGGGUGGGGUUGGGGUGGAAGCCUCUUAACCCUCUCCAGUUGGGAUGAAAAAAAAAACAAUGGAAGAGUGAAGAUAUAUUAAAAGUCUGUAUUGUAUUGUUUAUCAGUGUCUCAUGCCAGUGGAAUGCCAUUCCUAGUGUGCUUUGACAUAGUGAUAAAUUUAUAGUCUUGAAGGCUACACACACAGCAGUGUUCUCCAAAACUUUUAAAAAAGCCAGGAAAUAUUCAUAUUUGUUUCUGUAGAUAAGUGAAGACCAUUUAGUGUUAUUUUAAAGAUGAUUUCCAGUCUGUACUGCGCACUCUCAAAGGUUUUUUUUUUUUGUUUUGCAACUACUUACAUGAAGUAGAUUCAAAGUUUCCUUCCAACCACCACUAUGGAUGCGAAGCUUUACGUUUUGUUCUUUGUGAAAACACUUGAUAAGACAACUCCGUGGCUGUGAAAAUCAAAGAGACUGUUGGGAAAGGAACUCAAAAUGCCCCAAAAUAAGGUAAGCAGUUCGUAACAAAUAACAUUGAUUUGCAUUCCAUCAAGUGAGACUCACAAACAUUGGGUUGCUGAGUUAUAUAUUGGGGAGGCUCUGCCCAGAGGUUCAAAAAACAAAUUUUCAGAGGGAAGCUAAAGCUAUGACGUGCAAGUCCAAAAUUAUUCUCACUGCCCCCACCCCCACAACAAUUCUGCCUGGUUAGGGCCAUAGCUAGUAGCAGGUAAACCAAGCUACUUGCUUCACUCAUUUUUCCAUUUUUGUUGUUUGUAGUCAUCAUAAACACCCUCAUUGCCUCAGUCAAAAUUUUUUCAUGGACAAUGCCUUGGUCAUAAUUUUGGGUUACAGCCCUGCUUUAUAUAUGAUUGUCUUAUUUAAAAUUAAUCGUGAUCUUCACACCCGUAACAAACUUGUUAGUUUAUGAGUGAAUUGCAUCAACAACAGCCAAGUUCACUCGUAACAUUAAGGGCCAAUCAAACAUGCUCAGACAUAACAGGUGCUAUGCGGUACAGCCCUUACUGACUGACAGACCUGAAUAAUUUCAUCUUUUACUUUACUCCUGUAAUUAGAAUUUCUUCCCAAAACCCUUCACUUUCCAGUGGGAAUUAAAGGUUUGAAUCGACUAGUGGUAACGUCACUGCAAAAUACACUAGCCCCAGACCACUGGACACUACAUUCUUUGCACGGUACAAACCCUUACUCUUUUAUAUGCCAGUUUAGAUAGAAAAAAAAAGAGGUUUUCCUUUUAUUUAUCUUCCAUAUAGCAUGGUACUCUUCCAUGUACUUACUGUAGAAAUACAGCAUCCCUUCUCUAGGUUUGUUAUUUUAGUAACCCCUCGUGAUUCUUGGAUGAAUCAACCUCAAGUUGUGUCUGCGUCUUAAAAAUUCUUAAAUGGCAGUCUUCCCUCCCCUGUGCUAUACUUCGUUGGUAUAAAUCUGCUAGCAUUCAAUCACAAAUGCCGUUCUCUAAUUGGUUUCGUUGUAGAUACUGUAGAUAGUGAGUAGCCCGGCAGUGUGCGGUUGUUAAAAAGAUGGGAGCGCGGCUUCUUUGCCUUUUCGAAGUGUCUGUGAAGCGGAUUUAGUUAUAGUUUUUCACGACUAGUAGUUUUAUACUAAUUAAAAACAAUUGGAUUA